AUAGCGGAUCGCUUUGCCAAGUGCCGGGAAGAACAAAGGAAUCAAGAAAGAGACGCUCGGCUCCCGGCCUUGUUCUGUGUGGCUUUUUCCGCUCGUUCCUGUCCGGAGAAUCUGGAUUUAUAAUCGUCACUGGAUUGAAAAGAAGCAAUUAUGUUCGAUUUUAAGAAAAGAACACAGCAAGGGCAAAGAAAUCGGGCAGUACCACCUUUACAUUAUGUUUCCAGUCCACCUGCUCCAUUUGGAGGCGAGCGAAGCGCCACACCGGAGAGAGGCGCGGCAGUCGGCACAUUUGCGGAGCUGUUCCUCUCCGGAGACGAUUAAGGGUUUUCUGACCUGUAGGAUACACCGACAGUCAGGUAACAACCCUCCGGCCCCCCAACCCGUGUUUGUUUGUUUUCUCUAUUAUAAACCUUUGUCUCUGAAGAUUGACCCUUUGACUCCAGGCGCUAUCAACUGGGAGCACCUCCCAUUUUAUUUGGCCGAGUAGAAAAUGCGGGAGGCCGGGGGUCUAGCCGUAUAGGAAGGCAUUUCUUCCUUCGCUGCAGCAGCGCCUAGAGUUUCUGCCCCUAAUCUCAGGAAUUUAUCGAAUAGUUUCAACUGCUGUACUGUAAUUCAUUUGAAGUGUUUAUCUAGUCCGUCCUCGAGCCCGCGGGAGCUGGGACGGCCUGGCUGAGUGGAGCUAACAGGCGGCGGAGCUAACAGACCGCCGCGUCGGGGGUCCGGCGGUCACGCGGUGCGAGGAGCGGCGCGCGCUGGGCCACCGCCGGGGGUUAGCGCUGGGCCACGGUGCGCCGGGAGGGCGGCCCGAGGCCUACUCUGGGGUUAAGCGGCUACUCCAGCUGGGGAGAGACAGCCAAGAGUAGGGGGUGGGACACAGGACGCCCGUCUUAAACUCCAGAGAGUGGACUUCCGCGAAGACCGGCGGGUGGGCGAACAUGAAAUCCAGUCCUGCUAUCCAGGCUGCCAUCGACCUCACCGCGGGGGCCCUGGGGGGCACAGCGUGCGUCCUGACCGGGCAGCCCUUCGACACUAUGAAGGUGAAGAUGCAGACAUUCCCCGGCCUGUACAAGGGCCUCACCGACUGUGCCCUGAAGACGUACUCCCAGGUGGGCUUGCGGGGCUUCUACAAGGGGACCGGCCCCGCGCUAAUGGCCUACGUCGCCGAGAACUCGGUCCUCUUCAUGUGCUACGGCUUCUGCCAACAUUUCGUUAGGAAAGUGGCUGGACUGGACGAGCAGGCGAAGCUGAAUGAUCUGCAAACUGCGGCCGCGGGUUCCAUCGCCUCAGCGUUUGCCGCCCUGGCCCUGUGCCCCACUGAGCUCGUGAAGUGCCGGCUGCAGACCAUGCACGAACUGGAGAUGUCAGGGAGGAUAGCCAAAAGCCAUGAUACAGUUUGGUCCGUCGUGAAGAGUAUCCUUAGAAAGGAUGGCCCCUGGGGCUUCUACCACGGACUCACCAGUACUCUGUUUCAAGUAGUACCAGGCUAUUUCUUCUUCUUUGGUGGCUAUGAGCUGAGCCGAUCGUUUUUUGCCUCGGGGGGUUCAAAAGAUGAACUAGGCCCUGUCCCCUUGAUGUUAAGUGGUGGAAUUGCUGGCAUUUGCCUUUGGUUUGUCAUAUACCCCGUGGAUUGUAUCAAAUCCAGAAUUCAGGUUCUUUCCAUGUUUGGAAAACAGACAGGAUUCAUCAGAACUCUUUUAAGUGUUGUGAGAACCGAAGGAAUAGCAGCUUUAUAUUCUGGUCUGAAAGCUACUCUGAUUCGAGCGUUUCCUGCCAAUGCAGCACUAUUUUUGGCUUAUGAAUACAGCAGGAAAAUGAUGAUGAGCCAAUUUGAAGCAUAUUGAAGUAUCUUGGUGAGUCUGAAUCCAAGUACAAGCCUUUGGGGACUGUAACUCAGUUUCAUGAAGCUUUAGACCAGUGCGGUAUUAUUGUUGACUUCCUGGGAGCUUUGUUUUUGUCUUUCCUUCUUAUACUCUUAAACUUUAUGGAAGAAACUUCAUUUUAUAUCAUAUAAUUUCAGCCCAUAAUUGUAUUCAAAUAGAAACGUUGCUGCUCUUAUGUUUGGUGAGAUACACAGCAUGAGUGGGUGGUCCUAGGUACCUAAUCUGAAAAGCUAAAUAUAGUUGGGGGAAAAAGAAUUAUAGUUGAGUUUUUGCAUAAAUCUGCAUAUGUACGUGCAGUUUGGUUGGUUAUGUGUUGUGUGAAUUAAAUAGAGCUUGGUUCCUGUGUUUAAUCUUAUGUCACAAGAAAAAACCGAGUUAAGCAUGUUUCUGAAGGUGCUUAUAAAUGAUUGCUUAAUCCACUCAAGAUGUAGGGUCUCUGGAAAACUCUGCUUAAAAUGUGCACUGUUCUAGCCAAUUAAAGUUUUUAAAAAGUU
Molecule: messenger RNA, 2374 nt
Organism: Bubalus bubalis (water buffalo)
Lineage: Eukaryota; Metazoa; Chordata; Mammalia; Artiodactyla; Bovidae
Product: mitochondrial ornithine transporter 2
Exons: 3
Coding region: 936-1841 (301 amino acids)
Biological process (GO): mitochondrial L-ornithine transmembrane transport
Molecular function (GO): L-ornithine transmembrane transporter activity
Source: RefSeq, a predicted model, not a curated record